Molecule: messenger RNA, 2516 nt
Organism: Pistacia vera
Lineage: Eukaryota; Viridiplantae; Streptophyta; Magnoliopsida; Sapindales; Anacardiaceae
Product: LEAF RUST 10 DISEASE-RESISTANCE LOCUS RECEPTOR-LIKE PROTEIN KINASE-like 2.4
Exons: 4
Coding region: 136-2178 (680 amino acids)
Biological process (GO): protein phosphorylation
Molecular function (GO): ATP binding; polysaccharide binding; protein kinase activity
Source: RefSeq, a predicted model, not a curated record
UUCUCUGCCAAAUUAAUAAAAUUUUCAUUAGCAUGUAGACUUUUCAUGAUUAAUUAUAAUCUAAGCCUAUUUAAUAUUAGCUAACACCCUGGACUAAUUCCAAAUCAAGCUUCAUACUUUUUAAGAGUUGUUGCAAUGUCUUCUCAUAAUGAGACGAGCAAUGGAAUUUCCUUCACUUUCAUCACAGCUUUUAUAGUUGUCUAUCCAUACUCUUAUUUGGAUCAUCUACCUACUUUUUCCUCCUUCAAUUUCUCUCAAAUGAUGCACCCUCAUUAUUUCUCCAUCAUCUUCUUCCUCACUUUCAUCUUCAAUACUCAAACAUCUUUAUGCGCCGAUGAUAUUCGAUACAUAAACUGCAGUCUUCCUGUGUACUGUGGAGACCAAAGCAUAGAAAUCAACUACCCUUUCUGGGGCGUAAACCGUCCAGAUUACUGUGGUCAACCGGGGUUCCAGAUAGAGUGCCAAGAGGGUGUUCCCAAGAUCAACAUGAUGUCGAAUACGUUUAGAAUUCUUCACAUUAAUUCAACCACACAGACUCUUAAGGUCGCUAGAGAUGAUUUCUGGUCUAGUAUUUGUCCAGCUUAUCUCUUCAACACCACCCUUGAUUUCACCCGCUUCAGUUAUGCCCCGGAACAAAGGAACCUGACCCUAUACUACGGUUGUGCUUUGCGCUCUGAUCCGGGUAGAGGGUCGUAUAUUGUCUAUCCUGAUUGUGUUGUAAAUGAUACCAGCAUGGAUGUUUUCUAUGCGCCCCAGAGUGCCCCAGUUGACCCGUUAAUAGUAAGAUGCAAUAGCAGUGUCAUUGUUCCAGUUCUUGAAACAGCUGCUCAAGAACUUGACCAACAUAGAAAUACCAUCAACGUUACAUUAGAUGAAGGUUUUGAAUUGCAGUGGAAUUUAGGGAGCGACCAAUGCAACACAUGUGUCAACUCCGGCGGGUUUUGCGGAUAUAACUCAACGGAGAGUCUAUUCGUUUGCUUUUGCCGUGAUCAGCCCAAUGCAAUUGAAUGUUCAUCUAGUCCAGGAACUCCAGCAGAUGAAAGGAAAAAGAAAACAACUUCUUCAAAUCUAAAAGCAGUUGCAACAUGUGUGGUGGGACUGGGGAUAGUAAUGUUCCUCUCCAUUCUUCUCAUUGUUGGUAGAGGACGAUUUUGGAAGAAGAAAACAGAGGAUGAUAAAACAGUUGAGGCCUUUAUUAGAAAUUACAGUUCUCUCGCUUCAAGUAGAUAUAGUUAUUAUGAUGUUAAAAAGAUGACAACAUCAUUUAGGGAUAAACUUGGUCAAGGAGGCUUUGGUGAUGUCUACAAAGGAAUGUUAUCAGAUGGUCGUCUUGUUGCAGUGAAGGUAUUGAAGGUAUCCAAAGGUAAUGGGGAGGAAUUUAUCAACGAGGUCGUUAGCAUGAGUAGAACAUCUCAUGUUAAUAUAGUCGCUUUGUUAGGUUUUUGUUUUGAGAAGGAGAAAAGAGCUCUUAUCUAUGAAUUUAUGUCUAAUGGAUCUCUAGAAAAGUUCAUAUAUGAUAAUGAACCUUCAAGUGUUACCCGCAAGUUGGAAUGGGAAACAGUGUCUCAUAUUGUUGUUGGAAUUGCCAGAGGAUUAGAGUAUUUACACCGACGGUGUAAUAUAAGGAUUGUGCAUUUUGAUAUAAAACCUCACAACAUUCUCUUAGAUGAAGACUUUUGUCCAAAGAUAUCUGAUUUUGGACUUGCUAAACAAUCCAAUACAAAAGAGAGUAUCAUAUCAAUGUCGGUUGCCAGAGGAACUGCAGGAUAUAUUGCACCGGAAGUAUUUUGUCGAAAUUUCGGAGAAGUCUCUCACAAAUCUGAUGUCUAUAGUUACGGAAUGAUGGUUCUCGAAAUGAUUGGAGGGAGAAAAAACAUUGAUGUUGGAGUGUCUCAUACUAGUCAAAUAUAUUUUCCACAUUGGAUACACAAGUGUGUUGAAUCUGGAAAGGAUCUCGAACUUCAUGGGGUUGUCACUGAUGAAGAAAAAGAGAUUGUGAAAAAGAUGAUAUUAGUGGGCUUGUGGUGCAUUCAAACCAAUCCAUCUAAUAGACCAACGAAGACCAAAGUUGUAGAAAUAUUGGAAGGUAGCCUAGAAAACUUGGAGGUUCCACCAAAACCUUAUUUGUCUUCUCCAACAAGAUUACCUCAACAUUCUUCUCCUACAUCAUCAACAUGAGUAAUGCAUCACACAAAAAGACUCCUGUCUAUUUGAGUAGUAACAAAGUGAAACAUAAAUCAUGAUAUGGUAUUAUCCUUUACUUGAUAUACCAUUUAUUUUUAUUUAAUGAGUAAUAUAAAUAUUUUCACUCUUCCAAAAAUUUUGUAUCAUAUAUUUUGUAUAUCUUUUUUUUUUUUUUUUUUUCCCUGAUCAUCGGUGGUGUUUAAGCUAGCUUACGCAUACUUCAACUAAUCCUCUAAGACUGUAGAACUACCGACUAAGUAAGAAUUCUAGUAACCACCCCUAUUAGUAACUGUGAGGACUCGAACUUGCAAGAUCAUGUUAGAUUCUCCUAU